This is a messenger RNA of Centruroides sculpturatus (bark scorpion), 1852 nucleotides long. RefSeq lists its product as uncharacterized. Lineage: Eukaryota; Metazoa; Arthropoda; Arachnida; Scorpiones; Buthidae. Bases 35 to 1399 code for a protein of 454 amino acids. The record is from RefSeq and is a predicted model, not a curated record. The transcript has a single exon.
GUUGUUCAGGUACGAUAUUUCUAGUUUAUUAAAAAUGGAUCUAAAAACAUUGUCAAUAAAAAAGAGAGUUGUCAAGAGUAGUCUUACUAGACUAAGAGAGAAAAUUCUGGGGAAUGUUGACGACUCAGAUAGUGUGCAACUUGAUCUUUACCGUUCGAAAUUGGGUGCAAUUGCUAAUGAAGUAAAGGAGGUCUUUGAGAGACUGUUUGAUAUUUGUAAGGAAGACGAAAUAGAACAAUAUAUUGAGGAAAGUCAAAUAGCACAAGAUUCGAUUGAUGAGUUGAUAUUAGUGAUAGAUAGAACAAAUUUAAAAUUGGAAAAUAGUAAUAGUAUAUCCAACGUUGAUAAAGCUAGUGGAAUGUCAGAUUUAAAAUUACCUAAAUUAACAUUGCCCUCAUUUAGUGGUAAUUUUGAUGAAUGGCUGCCAUUUAGUGACCUGUUCCAAGCAGCUAUUACAAACAAUGGAAAAUUGUCAGGUGCUCAAAAACUACAGUAUUUAAAGUGUUCAUUAAAAGGAGAAGCUUUAAAAAUUAUACAAUCCCUAUCCAUUUGUGAUCGAAAUUUUGAAAUUGCAUGGGAACUACUUUCCCAACGGUAUUCUUGGAAAAGAGAAUUGGUAGCUUCGUUAAUUAAAAAGAUAUUGAGUUUGCCAACAUUAAAUUAUGAAAAUGUGGCACAGAUUUUAAAUAUUGUUGACUCAACUACAGAGUGUAUUCGAUCCUUAGAAGCUCUAAAUUUUAAUAUAGAUGAGUUUUCGAGCAUAUUAUUUAUGUUCAUUAUUCAAUUUAAAUUGGAUGCAACAACCAGAGGCUGGUGGGAGCGCUCACUUAAAGGUGAUGAUAUUCCUCCAUUAAAUGACUUAUUAGAAUUUUUGAAGGGUCAUGUUAGAACUCUACAGCCAACCAAAACACAGACGAAUAAAAAAUUCAUGCCUAAGGUUACAUCUCCCUCAUCUCAAACGAAGAGACAAUGUGCAUGCUGUAAGGGAGACCACGCUUUAUACAAAUGUACUAAAUUUCAGAAGCUUAAGGUACAGGACAGAAUAGAGUUAGCAAAGAGGGAAGGUUUGUGCUUUAAUUGUUUGUCGAAAAAUCACAGGGUGAGAAAUUGCACUAUCAAUGUUUCUUGUUUAAACUGCAAGAGAAGACACAACUCACUCUUGUGUUAUGGAAAGGAAAGAAAUUCCAUCUCUAAGGUAGACUCUGAGUCAACUCCACAAACUAGCCUUUCAUCCAUGAAUUCAAGUAUAUGUCCUGAGAUGACGAAAGAGACAAUUUGUAAGUCAAUUUGUGCCUCACAUUGUGAAGGAGGGUCAAGAAAGAAUGUAAACAACCAAGUUCUAUUAUGUACUGCUCAAAUUAAGGUUUUAAAUUCUAACAACGAAUGGGUAGAAUGUUGAUGUUUAUUAGACUCAGGAAGUCAGAGAUCAUUUAUUUCUAAAGAGUGUGUGACAAAAUUAGGAUUAAAUGUAAGGGACAGUACAAUUUCGGUUUCAUGUCUAGGCGCAUUCACCACUAUGAGCAAUGGAGAGGUUGAAUUGAUAUUCACUUCACAUUUUAAAAGUGAACUGCGUGCUUCUACUUCUGCCUUUGUAAUAGAAAGAGUCACUGAAAACCUUCCAUAUGUUUCAUUACCUUCAGAGAUUUGCACUGACUUUAGUGAUCUUAUUUUGGCCGAUCCUUUCUUUUAUAUUUCAAGGAACAUAGAUAUCCUGUUUGGCGUAAAUGUAUUUCUGUCGUUAAUCAAUGGAAAUUUAAUUAAACGUAGUAUGAGCUGUCCAUUUGCAUUGAGUUCUAAAUUGGGUUGGAUUAUCUCAGGCAAAGUGACCUUUGAAUCCCAUGAGCCCAACAGA